AGAAUGAAGAAAAGGAGAAAGAGUCAUUGCAGCAGAGUGAGGUGGAACCAGAAGAAGAAUACAUGGAUCAGCAUUAUACACAAGAAGACAGUGGAUCUGGUGAAGGAUAUGCUUGUCUGAUGUUUUAUGAGAAGAAUUCUUUUAUAUAUUUCACUGCUGUACCAGCUAAAAUGGUGAUUGCCCUUCUUGAGUACAUCAAAGAUCAUCAUCGUUUUGCUGAAGUUGGUCCAAUUCAUUAUUUUCAUUUCAAAUGGUUUAAUGGUUUUAUUGAAUUGAAUUUUAAUGAGAAACCACCAGCUGGUUGGACUCUCAUUCCAUUAAUUAAAUCUUGCAGGUUAUAUCAAGAGGAUAUUGAUUCAUUUGAUGGAACUGAUGAGUCUAUUCCUCCAUAUUGUUUCAUAUCAUUUCAAGGAUCACCUGAUGCUGUUCCUACACUACACUACUCAGUACCACUGGUGGGUGUGGCUGAUCCUGUUACAUUAUUUAUUCAUAGAACAAUGAAAAGCACUGCUCCACCAGCUGCCCCUUAUACUGGACUGGUCUAUCAUGAGAAGAAGGAAGAGGAACAUUUGAUAAUAUUCACUGCAGCAAAGUACAAGGAUAUUAGUAAUGCUGUAAAUGUAAGUUAUAAUAUUUGUAAUCAAGAGUUUAAUGAUUAA
Amphimedon queenslandica is the source of this 659-nucleotide messenger RNA. RefSeq lists its product as uncharacterized. NCBI's taxonomy places the organism in Eukaryota, Metazoa, Porifera, Demospongiae, Haplosclerida, Niphatidae. The annotation marks the transcript as partial. The record is from RefSeq and is a predicted model, not a curated record. The transcript has 5 exons.